GUGAUGGGGGGCAUCAAACUAAAGAUCAGUCGACUGGUAGAGAGUGAAGCCCGCCAAUUCUUGCCAAAAGCGCACCACUUUAUCAGACACCUUCGCACUUGUACAUCAACAACUAUGAGCGAAGCACUGAAAGCCCUGGAGAACGCGUCGCGUCGCGAGCUGCAGGCACUGGCCAAGGAACUACAGUUAUGCAGGGGAAACGCUAAGUCGGACGUGAUCCUAGGCAAUGCCAUGGAAUUCCUAGAUAAGCACCCCAAAGAUGGCGAGCAGCUGGUGUUGGCUGCACUCGGUAGUAGGGGCAACGUGACUCCCGUGGCCAAGAAGGCCACGCCCAAGAAGGAAACUCCGAAGAAGAAGGAGAAGGCGGCAAAUGCUAGUGUCAAGGUGGAUACGGACGUUAAGGACACCAAGAGCAAAAAGCAGCAACCGGUGGAAGAGCCGGAGGAGGUGGAGUCAAAGACGCCAGAGAAGAAAUUGACGACGAAGAAGGCGGUACCAAAGGAAAACAAGAAGUCCAAAGCGGCAUCAGCUACAGCUACCUCAAAGCCUACUACUGCAUCGCCUGCUAAGAGUCAUAAGACCAACUCUAAGGCUUCACCUUCGACUAAGAAAUCCCCCACUAGCAAAACUGAGCCUUCGUCUACAGAGAAUAAGAAAAUUGCGGCCAAAAAGGAGGAAUCUGUUAGUAGCAAGAAACCUGCACUGGUCAGCAAGAAGGCGGAGAUCAAGGCGCGUAAGGCUGUGGAAGCACUGGUGAAAUCAGUGACGGACUUGACGUUUGUUGGCGACUCCCGCGUACGCUGCUCCACUACGGGCCAUGAGAUGAAGGCAGAUGUGGACAUUAUCAACACGUACAUCCAUGGCAAGCGCUACCUGAAGGCUCGUAACCUCAAGCUCUCGUUUGCAAAGUACGCGCCGAUGUUUGUGGACCAUCCGGAGGAGUCCAAGCCGGACAUGUUGUGGUGUAACGUGACAGAGUUGGCCAUUGCUCGCGACGAGAAGAGUGUCAAGAAGCACAUGGUUGCCCCCAAGUACCAGAAGCAGCUGCCGAUUUGGAAAGAGGAGGAGGUUGCGAAGAAGAAGGCCGAGGAGGAGGAGGCUCAACGUCGGGCAGCUCGCAUCGAGGCCGCUAAGAAGAGGAGGCUUGAAGCUGCCAAGGAAGACGGCGAUGCUGUGGAAAAUGAGCGACCAGCCAAGCGAAAGCGCACAACACCAAGUAAGUAGAAACCUGUUUUGGUAUCACGGAAGUUUGUGUGCAUUUCAAUAGAUUCCCAUGUUCAUACGACAUCAA
Molecule: messenger RNA, 1291 nt
Organism: Phytophthora nicotianae INRA-310
Lineage: Eukaryota; Oomycota; Peronosporomycetes; Peronosporales; Peronosporaceae
Exons: 1
Coding region: 4-1224 (406 amino acids)
Source: RefSeq, a predicted model, not a curated record